Molecule: messenger RNA, 883 nt
Organism: Acaromyces ingoldii
Lineage: Eukaryota; Fungi; Basidiomycota; Exobasidiomycetes; Exobasidiales; Cryptobasidiaceae
Exons: 2
Coding region: 211-795 (194 amino acids)
Source: RefSeq, a predicted model, not a curated record
UAGAAGUGAAAGAGAAGGAUAAAAGAAGACAUGCUCGGCCUCGGCCUCGGUCUCGGUCAGCGUCGCCUUCAAGACCUCGUAAUGAGCGAUAGCAGGAUUCAGAAGAGCCAAUAAACCAUCGUUACUGUGAUUGAAGACAGCCAUAUUGACCGAGCUUUGUCAUGUGGGAGGAACGAAUAGAUCGCCCCGGACUCUGAGAGAUUGCCCCGCAUGUCGCACGAGCGAUGUGCUUUAGUACGCUGGGCUCUUGCUUCUUUGGCUCUUCACAUCAACAAGUCAACAUCUACAUUUCGACAUCCAAGGACAAUGAAGCUCACCAAGCACAUCUUCUUCGCUGUAGCCGCCGUGGCAAUUCAUGCUUCUUUCACCUCAUCUAUGCAGACUUCUGGUACACUGCAGGGCAAGGCUAUUGACGCCGAAAUCCGAGAGAGCGCCGUCGGGCCAAGCGUCAAAGACGAAGGUGGAACCACGUCUCGCAGCCAGACGAAAGGCCUUUUCAACUUCGACUCAUUCUCCAAGUGGUUGCCGUUCAAGAAGGUGGAGAGAAAAUCGAGGAGGCCCUCAGGGUACUCGAGAUAUACUUGGGCCCAAUUAUCCGAAGAUGCGAAGCAGAAUGUGAUAAGGCUCGAGACGGGAGGUCUGGAGAGGCCCAAGGACUACUCUAAGAGGCUUUGGAAAACUAGAAAUGCGGCAGAGCAGCAAAGUAUCCACCACUUUCACAACAAGCAGGACAAGGGAACGCAAGAGAGAAAUAAGCGCCUCGUACGUUCUUUCUUGUGGAAGUCUGUCUCGUGAGACCCAGGGUGCUGACUUGCACGGACUCAGGUAAAGGGAAAAGGAUUUUGGUCAAAGCUCUCUUCUUUAUGGAAGAGGUGAGUCAGCU